AUGAUCAAUACUCUGAAUUCCAGUGCCCAAGAAACAUUGGAGAGUGUGAGAAGUGAUAUCAUUAAAAAAUGGGGAGAAAUUGCGACUGAGGGGGAGUCAGAAAGUGAUGCGAGUGAGUUUUACGCGGAAAACAAAACAGAACAGGAACUUUUAAAUAGAAUUUCUACGUCUUCAAAAUCCGUAGAUCAAAUGAAACCUUUAACAGCCGAGAAACUCGCAGCUUUUCAAAAGCAACUAGAUAAGACAGGAAUCGUUUAUCUAUCUCGUAUUCCACCGUUUAUGAAACCAUUAAAAGUUCGUCAUCUGUUGGAAAAAUUCGGUAAAAUCGGACAUAUUUAUCUUGCACCAGAAGACCCAAAGAUCAGAUUAAGGCGCAAAAAAUACGGUGGAAAUAAAAAGAAAAAUUAUACAGAAGGAUGGGUUGAAUUUCUUGAUAAGAAAGUGGCAAAAAACUUUUAUCAUGAUGAUUUAUGGAAUAUAAAAUAUUUACCGAAAUUUAAAUGGAAUCAUUUGACUGAACAAAUAGCAUACGAGAAUGCCUCGAGAGCACAGAGACUCCAAGCGGAAAUAUCUCAAGCAAGACGAGAGAACAAGGAUUAUGUAAAGAAAGUUGAAAAGUCAAAGAUGAUCAAAAGUAUGCAAGAAAAGAAACUCAAGAAACGAAAAACUACAGAUGAAUCUCUUGAUAUGAAUUCUGAUGAUAUUAAUGAUAAUAAUAAAGAAGACGAGCAUGAGACGAUACGUCGUAAAUUCAAGCAACGGAAAUUAAUAUCUAGUGAAUUGAAUUUAGAGAUUAAGCAUGAUAAAGUCUCACAUGAAAAUCAAAGGAAUAGUAGUACUAUUAGUAGUAAUAAUUCAACAAGAGAAAUUGAUCCAGAGUACCAAAGUGGCAGACUUUUCGUUUUUGAUAGAUCAGGUAUCUCGUUUUUGAUGGAUCUGUGA
Molecule: messenger RNA, 942 nt
Organism: Ambispora gerdemannii
Lineage: Eukaryota; Fungi; Glomeromycota; Glomeromycetes; Archaeosporales; Ambisporaceae
Source: the annotation of a GenBank genome assembly